AUGAUCGUAGGAAACAGAAAAGACUUGCUUUCCUCUUUAUCCCUUUCAAAUAUUUCAAAUAAUACCCCAAAGACUCUUAGACUAACUCCCCUUUUCCACCAACAAAAUUCUGAAUCAACAUUACGUGAUACAACGGUUAGUCGAGGACGUACAUCCCGAGCCGAUCUGCAAGGCCUUUCAACGACAGAUCGCAUUUCACAUAGAAAUUCUAAAAGCGUCAACUUGCAAGUGUCCCCUGAUGUAGCUGCUGAAGUAGUAAAAAAAUAUAUCUUGCCAAUGUUCGAAAUUGAUGCAAGAAAUUCUAAAGAUUCUGCAAGAUCGAAAACUUUUGGAAUCCCAAGGACUGAGAGGUCAAGGCAAAAUUCUGCUUUUGACGGGCCUGUAUAUGCAGAAUUAAAGCUGAGUGAAAAGCUGAAUCAAGAAAUUAAGUCAUUAAGAGAAGAACUUGAGCACCAAAUUCAAUGCGUUAAAAGAGCUGAGCAAGAGAAAGAAUUGAUUAAAAAUGAAUUUGGCCAUGUAAAAGAAGCACUAUUUAGAAGUGAAGCGAACUAUGCAGCUUUAAAUUUGGAACUUAUAGAGAUCAGUAAGCAGCUUCAAGAAGUGGAGCAGUGUCAUAGUGUUCUUAAAGAGCAGGCGCAGCAAUAUCAAAAGCAAAACAGCGAGCUUGAUACAAAAGCAAUUGAACUUGGAAGGCAGCUUCAUGAUGAAAUGGCUGUGAACGAUAAACUGAAAAAUAUUGCGUUACAAUUGCAUCAUGGCAACUCUUUGCUAGUAAUGCAAAGUGAAAUAAUGGGUGAAAGAUUGAAAGGACUCUUCGAGUCUUUUGAGUUUCUUACCAAGGCUCAAAGCACUGAGGCAAAAUUAGCUGAAGAGUAUACAAUUUUCAGUGCAUGAGGCAAAGAAAUUGCAAACGGCUAUAUUAGCUUAUAUAGUGAACUUAGAGAUGUAACAAUUAACCGAGACGAACUUUUUAAGGACUCUGUUGAGCUUGCCGAGUUGAAAAGCGAGCUUCAAGGCCAACGAGACAAAAUAUACAAAUCAUUCAAAGACAGAGUAUCCUAUCUUGAGCAGGAACUAUCAAAAACCCAGGAAGAAAGCGUAACCAUAAAGCAAGAAUUUUCAACUCUCGAAAAGAAAUUUGCAGAUAUCUCAAAUGAAUACAACCGUAUGAGGCAGAGGCUAAAGCAAUUCAAAUUCCAAUCAGAGCUUGAAGAAAAAUUUUGCAAAAAUUGCCAAAAACCUUAUAUUGAGUCUGAAAAUUUUAACUGAUCUUGCAAAACUCACAAAAGCAAGUUCAGUGGAGAUCUCUAUUGAUGCUGCGGCAGAGCUGGUAAAGAUGCUCCAGGCUGUGUCUCUUCUAAGCAUAUCUCAAAAGAUGACGAGGAAAUUGAAAUAGUUAAUGAAAUCUCCAGACUUUCUAACCGCUGCACAGUAAUUUUUAUAUAGAGCUGCAGAACACUUGGCCAUUUUGCACAUGAAUGCCCAAGAGAUCCUAACGCAAGGACAAAAUAUGAGCCGAAAGAUGAGCUUGAACGAAUUUUAGAUGUCGCAAAAAAUAAGAAAAAAUCUCACGUGUUAGAGAAUGAUAUCCAAGACAGGAUGAUGAGCUUAAUUAAAGAAAAUAUGCUUGAAAGAGAAGCGACAGAUUAUGAAAUUACAGAAGAGAGCCUAGAAAAUAUAGACUAUGCAGGAAGAUCAUUUAAAGAUUUGUUGAAGAUCAAAAAAGAUUUACCAUUUGAUUCAUAUGUAAAUAGAGUCAGUCUUGAAACAGAACAGUUAGAAGAAGAUAAGAGUCUUCACCGGAGCUUGAAGACGAUGAAAACAUUUAAACGGAAGUCGAUUGAUCAAUAA
Molecule: messenger RNA, 1851 nt
Organism: Blepharisma stoltei
Lineage: Eukaryota; Ciliophora; Heterotrichea; Heterotrichida; Blepharismidae
Source: the annotation of a GenBank genome assembly